GAAUCUGUUUGGCAUAUUCGUUCUACGAGGUGCAUAUCGGACGGCCUGCGCACCGUUCUCCAAGCUUUCCCGCUGUCGACGUCGCCCACGUUGCCCAUGUGAGUAACCUUAUCGGCAUCAGAUGAGGCAUAAAUUGUGCCUUCAUGCUCGCGAACAUGAUAUUUUCCUUUGCUCGGUCCGCCCAAUUUCCUCAGCUCUCUUGCGAUGCUAUCUGCCAAGGGAACUUCCUCCCCGGCCUCGAGAGGAACCACGUCCAACAGCCCUCUCUCAGACCUACCGGGAUCGCCAGACAGUUCCCGGGCCCUUGCCUGCUCAAGGUCCUCUGCAUCCCCUGCGCUCAUGCUACGUCGCUUGGAUGGCCGCCCCUCUACCGCCAGACGUUUGAUAGAGUUGACGUGCCGCGGUGGCGUAGCGAUGCCCAUUGUUUCUUCCUCUUCACGCCGCCGUAGCUCCCUUCGCUUCUCAAGAAUCAUCUGCUCACGAGUGCGAAUGGCAUCUUUCGGGGGUGGGGGUGGGGGUGGGGCAAGGGAGGAGGUACUGGCACUUCGACUCGAGGGAGGGCUCACGAAUUUGCUUCCAGAGAGAAGUUCUGGGGUUGGCGAAGAGUGUUGUUGUGGGCGAUGAGUAUAAAUCUGAGUGUCGCCGUCCUCGUCUUCCUCCCCUUCGUCCUCGUCCAUCCUAUCGUCUUGAUUUUGAUCUUCGUCGCCCUCGCCCUCCUCGUCCUCGUCCUCCUUGUCCUCGUCCAUGAGGAUAUCAAGAUCUGCUGGUGGCUCAAACUGU
Heterobasidion irregulare TC 32-1 is the source of this 780-nucleotide messenger RNA. RefSeq lists its product as uncharacterized. NCBI's taxonomy places the organism in Eukaryota, Fungi, Basidiomycota, Agaricomycetes, Russulales, Bondarzewiaceae. The coding region runs from base 144 to 449 and encodes 101 amino acids. The transcript is spliced from 4 exons. The record is from RefSeq and is a predicted model, not a curated record.